This is a messenger RNA of Lactuca sativa (garden lettuce), 468 nucleotides long. The record is from RefSeq and is a predicted model, not a curated record. NCBI's taxonomy places the organism in Eukaryota, Viridiplantae, Streptophyta, Magnoliopsida, Asterales, Asteraceae.
AUGUCUAUCUGUUUAACAAAAACUAAGAUUAUUGCUGGAAGUGUUGAUGGAACUGUAUACACAUUUGACAUCCGGAUUGCAUGUUUGAGCUUUAAAGUUUCUUCUGUUUCCAGAGAAUUAUCUGAUGAUUUGGGGCAACCUGCAAACUGUAUCUCUCUAUCAAAUGAUGGUAGAUUUGUAUUAGCCAGUUGUCUGGAUUCUAGUUUGCGCCUUUUGGACAGAACUAGUAGUGAAUUACUACACGAAUAUCAGGGGUGUUUAGCAAGAUAUUCAAUCACUCCAUUUUCAGUUGCUUAUGUUAAUGCUGAAGCUAACUAUUCAGGGAAUCCUUACCCUGCAAGUUAUGACAUUAGUUCCAUGAAUAAAAUGAAUCAUAUGCAACCUGUUGCAGAAGGUUACCCUCAAUAUGGGCCUGGGUCUGGAUCUUGGGGAUCAUAUGAUAUGCAAAGGGAUCAAGAACACAAAUAG